Messenger RNA from Phalaenopsis equestris, 951 nucleotides. Its product is annotated as nuclear transcription factor Y subunit B-3-like. The coding region runs from base 173 to 814 and encodes 213 amino acids. Gene Ontology annotation, molecular function: RNA polymerase II cis-regulatory region sequence-specific DNA binding; DNA-binding transcription activator activity, RNA polymerase II-specific; protein heterodimerization activity. The record is from RefSeq and is a predicted model, not a curated record. Lineage: Eukaryota; Viridiplantae; Streptophyta; Magnoliopsida; Asparagales; Orchidaceae. The transcript has a single exon. Gene Ontology annotation, cellular component: nucleus; CCAAT-binding factor complex. Gene Ontology annotation, biological process: regulation of transcription by RNA polymerase II.
AUGUCCAAAUCAAACCUGGCCGGCCCUCCUCUCUUCUCCUUCUCUCCCCCACUUUCUCCUUCUUUAUAACCAGUUCCCACACCACUAAAACGAACAACCAAACACUAAAACCCACUUUCCCCUUUCACUCCAAUUUCUCCUCCUCCCCCGCCGAUCUCCUCCUCACCUCGCAAUGAAAGGAAGCAGAAAAACCACAUGUCAACAAUCAAUGAGCCCCGCGAGCAGCCCACCAUCAGACACCGACAUCUCCGGCUCAUCCAAAGAACAGGACCGCUUUCUCCCCAUCGCCAACGUCAGCCGCAUAAUGAAGCGCUCUCUUCCGGCGAAUGCCAAGAUAUCAAAAGAAGCCAAAGAGACGGUGCAAGAGUGCGUCUCCGAGUUUAUCAGUUUCAUCACCGGCGAAGCCUCCGAUAAGUGCCAGCGGGAGAAGCGAAAGACUAUCAACGGAGAUGAUCUGCUCUGGGCCAUGACGACCCUCGGCUUCAAUUCCUAUGUCGUUCCUCUAAAGGCUUAUCUUAACCGGUACAGGGAAAGCGAGGGGGAGAAGAAUUGUAUGGCGAGGCAGCAGGAACCGGAAGACGUCGCCGGAGGUCGUGAGAAGUCGCUGAACUUUGGAGAGGGAAACGUCACCGUUAACCCCGUGGCUGCGGCCGCAGCGGCGGCUGGAUUGGAUAGCGGUUUCUAUGCUCAGGCAACGGGAUUCGAAGGGGGGCAUGGAUUUUUUGGGAAGAUGGGCGGUGGAGUUCAUGAGGGGAUUCAUGGUGGUGGGAGAAGGCCGGCUUUGCCAGGCCAGAUUCAUGGUGUUCAUUGGUAAUCACUUUCAGGGAAAAUAAUUGCUUGUUCCAACUUCCAAGCUUUUGAAAUCAUAUGAAGAAGUUGCCCUAUGCGACUUAAAUCUACACUCUCUGUUAUUCAAUUUAAUUUGUAUGAUUACAAUUUUAUUAAAUUUAU